This is a messenger RNA of Desarmillaria tabescens, 273 nucleotides long. RefSeq lists its product as uncharacterized. NCBI's taxonomy places the organism in Eukaryota, Fungi, Basidiomycota, Agaricomycetes, Agaricales, Physalacriaceae. The record is from RefSeq and is a predicted model, not a curated record. The annotation marks the transcript as partial. The transcript has a single exon.
AGGCCUGACAGUGAAUUUCCAGCAAAAGGAGUUGGUCAAAACUGGGCAAAGCAUUUUGUUGAGAAGCACUCAGAUAAAAUAAAAGCAUUUUGGUCUCACCUUCUAGACCACUCACAUGCACAUGCUAUGAACCUUUAUACAAAAGAGGAAUUUUUUGAGCUUAUAGAAGCUGUGAUUGAAGGAGAUGAAGGAGAGGAUAUCAUACCUUGUGAGUUAAUCUAUGAGACAGAUGAGACAGGGAUCCAGCAGAGGAUUGGUGUGGAAGAAAGAGUC